AUGGAAAUCAAUAGUUUUGGUGAUUUGUACAAGAUUACAACAAGUAAAAACCUUGUAGAAUAUUUGCAAAAUUUAGGCAUGUUAAAAAGCAACUUCCCUUGUAAAAACUGCCGGCAAACUUGUUUUCUACAAACCGAUUCCAACAAUACCAUAAUAAAUACCACAUUCUACUGCCCAAACUGUAAAAAUACAUUUUCAGUUUUGGAUGGAAGUUUCUUUGAAUCAGCUAAAAUGCCCGUUUCAAAUAUUCUCCAUUUAAUGUGGAUGUGGGCCUGUGAAAUUAACACAGAGUCAGCAGCUCAAAGCAUGGGAAUGAAGAAAAACAUUGUAGUGGAACAAUUUAGGAGUUUCAGAGGUGUUAUCAGAUGGAAACUUUCACAAAAUAAAAAACUACUUCAAUUAGGAGGACCAGGUCAUGUGGUCCAAAUAGACAAAAUCCUCCUCAUAAGACUCCGCACCAAAAAUAAUGAAGUAAAACAAAAAUUGGUUAUUAGCAUGUAUGAUACCACAACUAAAAAGGGCUACGUUCAACAAAUAUACAAUAAAACACCUGGAGAAGCUACAAGUAUCGUAGAACUGUAG
Messenger RNA from Ceutorhynchus assimilis (cabbage seed weevil), 582 nucleotides. The record is from the annotation of a GenBank genome assembly. Lineage: Eukaryota; Metazoa; Arthropoda; Insecta; Coleoptera; Curculionidae.